ACAUCAUCUGGGAAUUUUACUUCAAAACAUUUGUCGCUUCUGUCACCCAAUUACCUGCCAUGGAUCUUCCUGCUGGUUAGGUUUAAGGAAUCAAAUCCAGUCUUUUCUUACUGGAUUUCACAGCGCAAGAGAAUUGGACUUCUAAGUCUUCUGUAAACUUUAACUUUAGCACUGUGAGUCAUACUCCAAUGUGUGGGUGGAGAAAAGCCCUUGAGAGUAAGUCUCUGGCAUGGAUACUUGGAAACACACUCCACCCCCCUGAAAUACAUUGCAUGUCUACAGCUGAAAUUUGUGCUGUUCCUUUUUUGGUAAAGUUUUGAUAGGAAUAAUUUUCUUAUGCUCUACUUGGGAUUAAAUAGUGGGAUAGACACCAAGUCAUGUUUUAAAGUACUUCUAGAAAGUAAAUGAGAAGAGCUCUAAUUAUUCACUGGUAUAUUUUUGAGGAUGUUUACCUUUUUCUCAACCCCAUUACCCAUGACAUAUUUUAAUCUGCUGGACAUUCAUUGGCUGAAUUUUGAUGAAAUGCUAAACUGGUUCAGUACUUUUAGUAUGGCUAUAAGGUGGAGUUUUGCAGCUUUCAUUCCAGAUUAAAGCACAGUUUAGUGUCGCCGCCCCUUAGAUACUGGUUAAUCUUAACUAUGAUUAGUUGAAACAAGUCAGCUUCAUAAACUUCUAUAUGAAGCUGGCUUGUUUCAACAAACCAUAAUUAGGAUAACUAUGGUUUCCCUGUGUUCAGAUGACAUGGGUAGCUGGAGGAAAAGUGUGGGAGCCUGAAGGCUGAUGAGACUUGUUCUCAUAAUAUUAAAGUAGUUUCAAAAUGUUGGUUGGCUUCCUUAAGAGUAUCUGGCAAAAGAUAGACCAGGAAGAGGAAACUUUCUUAGGAGAAGUAUUUUACAGUAUGUCAAACAGGAACCUGGAGAAAAUGAGAGAAAAUUCUUUGCUUUCAGAACAGAACCCUUGCACUCUGAUCAUGGAUUCCAUGCAGUUGUUGUGUCAUGUUAAUUUUCAGCUGCUUAGUGUUCAAUAUCCUUUGUGUGACAUUGAACUGAGUGUCUGAGUAAAAUUCUCCACUGAUGUACAGUACACAAAUAGCAUGAGCAACAGCAGAACAGACACUUUUUCUAUAAGCUUCAGUGCUCUUCUGUCUUUACUCUCUAUUAAGCCCAUCACAAAAGUUGGUUUCUAUGUUGGUCUUGCCAAAAACAAAGCCAGUGAAAGAACCUAACUAGAGCUUUUACUUGGCAACUGAAAGACAAGGAGAGGAUGUUUACACAAAAUAUUCCCUGCUCAGUUCCAGAACAUGAUAUCCUGAGUUCCUUUCUCACAAAAAUAAACUGAGCAGAUCAGGAUCAGAGGAAACUUCACAUAUUGCUGUGUGUAAGGAUUGUGGUCAGCAACAUCGCAAGCUGAGAAACUGGACGCUGUUAUAUAGAAGGAAAUAAACUUUGUGAAGGUUCAGUAUGGGAAAGGAUUAUUAUUCCGUUCUUGGGAUCGAAAAGGGAGCAUCUGAUGAAGACAUAAAGAAAGCUUACAGAAAACAAGCCCUUAAAUGGCAUCCAGAUAAGAACAAAUCUCCCCACGCAGAAGAAAAAUUCAAAGAGAUUGCAGAAGCUUAUGAGGUGCUGAGUGAUCCCCAAAAAAGAGAAAUUUAUGAUCAGUAUGGAGAAGAAGGACUGAAAGGAGGAGCUGGAGGGCCAGAUGGGCAAGGUGGUACUUUCCGGUACUCCUUUCACGGAGACCCACAUGCCACAUUUGCAGCAUUUUUUGGUGGUGCGAAUCCUUUUGAGAUCUUCUUUGGAAGAAGGAUGCCUGGUGGCAGAGACACUGAAGAAAUGGAAGUGGAUGGAGAUCCAUUUGGUUCCUUUACUUCUUUCAAUAUGAAUGGAUUCCCAAGGGAAAGAAACACUGUUGGUAGCCAACCCCGUCGUAAGCAAGAUCCCCCUAUUGUUCAUGAACUCAAGGUAUCACUGGAAGAGAUUUACCAUGGAUGCACAAAAAGAAUGAGAAUUUCCCGAAAACGGCUCAACCCAGAUGGUAGAAGUGUCAGAACGGAGGAUAAAAUCCUCACUAUUGAUAUCAAGAGAGGAUGGAAAGAGGGCACCAAAAUUACAUUCCCCAAAGAAGGCGAUGAAACACCUAGCACCAUACCAGCUGAUAUUGUGUUUGUUAUUAAAGAUAAAAUACAUCCUCACUUCAAGAGGGAUGGUUCAAAUAUUGUCUAUCCUGUCAAGAUCACCUUACGAGAGGCCUUGUGUGGCACCUCAAUCAAUGUACCAACAAUAGAAGGUCGAACCAUACCUAUGACAGUAAAUGAAGUUGUAAAACCUGGAAUGAGAAGAAGAAUUAUAGGAUAUGGCUUGCCAUUUCCCAAAAAUCCAGACCAACGAGGUGACUUGAUUAUAGAAUUUGAAGUAACCUUUCCAGACAGUAUAGCUCCAGCAUCAAAAGAAGUACUCAGGAGAAAUCUUCCUGUUUCAUAAAACAACAUACUUUUUUGAACUUGUUCCAAAAGGACACUGAAAAUUGAAGAGUUGAGGUUUAUGCUGUAAAAGUGCAAUCUAUAACUGUGGAACUUAACUUUUUUGUGUGUGGAUUGGGGAGAGAGUUAUGCAGUGCUGCAUGAGAAUAGGAGGCAAAAGUACAAAACACUUGCAAUCAAGUAUGAAGCUAAAACCAUUUGCUGUGUAUUGGAUUUUCCUUUUCAAAAAGUUUUAUCCAGUAUUUGCUUAUAAGUAAGAUGUAUUUUUGUGUGUGUGAGGGGGGCACUUCUGUGCAUAUCUCAUAUGUACAGAAUCAUGAAGUGCUUGCGUUUUAAAGCACUUUAUUUCAGAUAUUUCUUUAUCAUCUAUGUGAGAUUAUUAUAUUGCAGGAUCAGAAAUUGGAAUUCGUAGUAUGAAUCUAUGUAACGUUUGCAAUAUUUAUGUUGUGUAUAUGCCAAUUCGCUAUGUUUACAUUGCACACAGCAGAAGGCAGGAAAUCUCACUUGAAAUGUUCAUGAGCCUGAAGGGUAAGUUUUUUUCCUGCAUUGUUUUUGGAUUCCUUUCCUCAGUAUUCUACAGAUGCUUGCCUAACAGAAAAUUAUAUGUCUCAUUCCACAGUCAUACAUAUAUGUACCAUGUCAUGAACAUGCUCCAAACCAGAACACAUAGUGGGUGACUCAGUAGUUGCCAAAUAUUCAGGGUCUAACCCCUACCCUACAUUUACGCAGCCUCCACUCCUAUCCAGCCCAGGCCAAGAGACUCCCAGACUUCACCUGACGUUCCUAAGAUUCCAAGGGAACAAGGGUCAAAGCAAUACCCUCUGCUGUCUGACCUUAUUCUAAAAACACAGUACCUGGUAGGGAACUAAGCAGUCAAGUAUUGGAUUUAGUACCAAGGCAUUACCUAAAUAAAGCUCGCGUGCGCACGCACACACACAAUUCCGAAAGGUGGUACAUUUAUUUGAUAAAAGGAAACAUUAGUGAGAACAAGUAUAUUUGGGCAAUUAUGUCAGAUCAAACAAACUGUGCUAAACCAGCCAGUUCUGUACAUAUCAAUAAAAUCAUUGGCUUCGUAGGGACAAAAGCAUACAACACAGAGCAAGGUAAUCCAAAUAUGAUCCGAAGGUGGGAUGUUCCCUGCCACAAGUAAGGGCCUGCUUUCUUCUAAAUGCCGCAGCAACCUAGGUAAAUCUUGUUAACCUGUAAAAAGGCCUCAAGACCCCCCCCCCAACAUUCUGGCACUUUAGGCUACAUGCUUUCCCACCAAACCCAGCUCAAGCAACCAUUCCAGUCAACAAGCUCACAGCUGAUUCACCAGAUUUCCAUAUGGAAAAAAUGUGGCAGCAGUUGCUUUAAUGUCCAUUAAAACAUAUGUCCAAAUUGUGGAACCUGCCUGCUGAGAUAGCGAGUCUAUAUAGAAGGGUUAUCUGAACAAAUGUCAAGGGAAUGGGCCUAUUUCAAGCACAUUAACUUCACAGUCUUUCACAGUUUAAGCCCCUUGAAACUUCUGUGGUCAGUAAAUUAGUAGUACUCGGUCCCACUUAAGAAGUUGUAAGCUCGUUCUGAAUUAUCUAAAUGAAAGGAAGAAAAUGCCCUCAAUUAUAGUUUUCUAAAAGAAAAAGAAUCUAUAGGGCUGGUACCCUUGGAUGGCAAAAAAUAACAAGUAAACAUCCUUUUAGCAUUUGUCUCUAAACUUGCUGCAAUAUGUUAACAUCUGAAAGUCAUAUUCUUUAAAGAAAAUAAAUGAUUUUAUGUACGUACAAAUGUGCUAGGUAGCUGCACUGUUAACCAACAGGGUAAUUAACAAUUUUGUAUGCUUUUAUGUAGAAAAUUAAUUAUGACACCCAUUCUCUAAGCAGUAGCCAUCUAUAAUGCAGAAUAGUUAUAAUGGGGGGGGACCAUUCUAGAAACUACCCAUUUGAAUGAAUUGGCAACAUUUAAUAAGAUUUUAUACAUGGGAUAUGAAGAAAUAUGUGCAUUCUGAAAGAAGGAGGAUCCAGAACUUGCACUCGUGACACUAGCACUCAUGACACUAAAAGUGAGAAAGUAGAAAAUGGCUGCUUCAUUCUUAUGCAUUUACAUAUCAUUUAUGAUCUGUAUUGCAUUUAUAUGUUUUUUAAUUAAAUAUAUUGUUUCUAA
Podarcis muralis (Common wall lizard) is the source of this 4618-nucleotide messenger RNA. It is a transcript of the gene DNAJB4, whose product is annotated as DnaJ heat shock protein family (Hsp40) member B4. Gene Ontology annotation, biological process: negative regulation of transcription by RNA polymerase II. The record is from RefSeq and is a predicted model, not a curated record. Lineage: Eukaryota; Metazoa; Chordata; Lepidosauria; Squamata; Lacertidae. Gene Ontology annotation, cellular component: cytosol. Gene Ontology annotation, molecular function: protein-folding chaperone binding.